Periophthalmus magnuspinnatus is the source of this 5307-nucleotide messenger RNA. RefSeq names its product transmembrane protein, adipocyte asscociated 1 (gene tpra1). Gene Ontology annotation, cellular component: plasma membrane. Gene Ontology annotation, molecular function: G protein-coupled receptor activity. The coding region runs from base 177 to 1319 and encodes 380 amino acids. The record is from RefSeq and is a predicted model, not a curated record. The transcript is spliced from 11 exons. NCBI's taxonomy places the organism in Eukaryota, Metazoa, Chordata, Actinopteri, Gobiiformes, Gobiidae. Gene Ontology annotation, biological process: G protein-coupled receptor signaling pathway.
GUGAAGUCUCGCGGGACUGUGUGCUUGUUGUCAGCUGAUCACGGGGAAAUCUCUAAAACGAAACCAUGAACAGGACAUUUUUGUGCUGCGAUGCGCCGAAUCUUUGUCUAAACGAGCCGUGACUCGACUCCUUUAAAGCUCUUUAAACACGGCUCCUCUGAACAGGUGAUGAAACCAUGUUGCCCACGGUUACAGCGGUGGUCAGAUUCAGUCAGUACAACAGCAGCACGUUGCCGUGGUUACCAAACUCGUCAGUGUUGCCUACUCAGCCGGACAAUGUCUCAAAACCUCACCAGUGCCUCCAGCUGCUCUAUGAGGACAUCGGACAGUCCAGAGUUCGUUACUGGGACCUGCUGCUCUUGGUCCCAAACGUGGCAUUCUUCAUGUUUCUGAUGUGGAAACUGCCCUCGGCCCGAGCCAAGAUCCGUGUCACCUCCAGCCCCAUCUUCAUCACUUUCUACCUGCUGGUUUUUGUAGUAGCUGCAGUGGGAAUCACCAGAGCUAUAGUUUCUAUGACGGUCAGCGCCUCGAGUGCAGCCACCAUCAUCGACAAGGUGUUGUGGGAGAUCACGCGUUUCUUCCUUUUGGCCAUUGAGCUCAGUGUCAUCAUCUUCGGACUGGCUUUUGGUCAUCUGGAGAGUAAGUCCAGUAUAAAGCGUGUUCUGGGCAUCACUGCAGUCCUGGCUCUGGCCUAUUCCAUCACACAGGGCACUCUGGAAAUCCUAUACCCCGACAGUCAUCUCUCUGCUGAGGACUUCAACAUCUACGGACAUGGAGGACGCCACUUCUGGUUGGCGAGCUCUUGCUUCUUCUUCCUGGUUUACUCUUUAAUAGUGAUUCUGCCCAAAACUCCAAUCAGAGAACGGAUAUCACUGCCAUCUAGGCGGAGUUUUUACGUGUACGCUCUGAUCCUGUCCCUCCUGAACCUGGUGCAGGGGGUGGGCAGUGCUCUGCUGUGUGCGGAGAUCAUCCAGGGACUCUGCUGUGUGGACCUGACCACGUUCCUCUACUUCUCAGCUUUUGCUCCUCUCAUUUAUGUCGCAUUCCUCAAAGGAUUCUUCGGUUCUGAACCAAAGAUCCUCUUCUCGUAUAAGUCCCAGAUUGAUGAGCCAGAGGAGAGCGAUGUGCACCUGCCUCCCGCUGUGGGCGCGCAAUUCCACAGACGCGACAUUGUAGACCAGGGCCUGUACUACUCUUCCACCCAGAUCGAUGCCUCGUCUGUGGGCAGAGCACAGGGGGCGGGGGCCUAUCUGGAUGACGUGGUGUCUGGACCUUACGGCAGCAGUGUGGAGGACAGGUGGAGACCUAUCAACGCUUGAAAACAGGAGAGGAACUGGAUCUGGGAUUUGGAAUUGUGUUUUUAUCGAAUACAGCAGGGACAUGUAUAAACAGUAUAGAAGGUUGCUGCUUAAAAAUGAGAGAGAGACUCAAAUAUCUGGAGCUAUAAAUCAUGAACAGAUUUUGUUUUGACUGACAGACAAGCCACAAGACCUGAACCCUGAAAAGUUGGGAAAGAGAGAGAAAACGUGAAAUAUUUUGAAAAGGACUUUAGAUUUGGACUUGUGUUUUUAUUGAGAAUACAGGUGGACUCAAACUGCAAGAGUUCAGGAAAAGGCUGCACUAGCACUGAUUCAUGAUCGGCUGCAAGUGCUGGAGUUUAGGUAGUGACCAUUCAGACCAGAGAGAGUCCUUUCUGAACAGUCUAGAGCAGGGGUGUCCAAAUUUUCAAGGGAAAACACAGAUGAAGCAGAGGGUCGAUCGAGGGCCAUAGACUCAUGGUCAAUACAGAGAGUCAUUCAGAUGUGUGCAUUUAAAACUGACUCAGCCUCCAGAUGUGUGCUCAUGCUUAGAGCCUCAAAAGGAUGCUAAAUAUUUGAUACCGGCUAUAUCCAAAGUACAUUUUCAAGAAGAAUUAGGGCCGCGUUUGGCUCCUGGGCCAUAGUUUGGACAUGCCUGGUCUAGAGGAUUGCUAAAACGAGACAGAUAUUACUGAAAUAUGUGAAUUUGUUUAGUCUGGCAGAUGAGCCACAGCAACUAGACCCUGAAAAAAUUGGGACAUUUCUAAACAGUAUUGUGCACCGCUGAAGAAUGAGAGAGGGAAAGAGGCUGAAGGUACAAUUGGAACUAAACCAGGGCUAAAACAGAACUAAAUCAGGACUAAAACAGGCCCAAACCAGGUCUAAAUCAACAAAACUCAGAAAGAAAAACUGGACCUGAACCAAAGUCUAAACUAACUGGGUCCAUAACAGGACUAAAUCAGGUCUAAACUGGGGUCUAAAGCAGGACUAAAUGUGGUCUAAGCCAGGACUCUCACUUACAUUUCCACUUGUGUGGUACUAAACCAGGAUUACACUGAAAACCAAGACUAAACCACCUGGGACAAGACUUAUCAAGGUUCUAAUCAGGACUAAACCAGGACUAAACCAGGUCCAAAAGAACUUUAUUCUAUAGUGCAAUGUAUGGGACUAAACCGGGACUAAACCGGGACUAAACCAGGACUAAACCGGGACUAAACCAGGACCUUUUUCUAAUCCUGUAUAAACUAAAAUUACAAGUAGCAACAUCUGGACCCUGGGAAAUUUGUGACCAAACCCAGUAUUUUAAAAGCGACUGAUGUGUGCUGUGGGAUGAAGAGGACCAACUUUUGAAAUGUUGAUUCUGUUUUGAGGUUUGGAAGAGAAGCACUUGAACCACGAUGACUUUUGUUCCAUUUUAAAGACAAGAGUAUUAAAGGUGCUAUAUUAUGUUAAAUGGACUCUUUUGAGUUUUAAGCCAUGUUUUAAUGUUGUUACCUCCUUAAAAACAGACCUGGAGUUGUGUUUCGUUUCAUUCACACAUGUUUGACUAACCCUGCAUUGUUAGUCUGUCUACAUCUCCAAAGCUCAAAAUGCUCUGUCCCACUUUGUGAUGUCAUGAAGUGGUAGUUUUUAAACUCCACACACCUUAGUGAAGAUAUAUGGAGUUUACUAACACUGUGGAGCACUUCCUGUAUUACCACAUGACAUCACAAGGUGGAACGGAGUGUUUCAAGGUUGAUGGAAGAACUCAGCCUAAAUCUGCAGGGUUUGUGUGUUAAAUGUGUGAAUGAAUCAAAACACAACUCCAGGUCUGUUUGUGACAAGGAAACAACAUUAGAACACAUAACAAAACAGUGUAAUAUGGGCCCUUUAAGGCAGACCAAUCUGUGCAAGAAAACAAAACCGAGAGUUCAAAUAUUGUGAGAUUAAGAUAAAAACUUGUGAUUUAUUUUUUUUAUUUUUUUUUGGGGGGGGGGGGGGGGGGGGGGGGGGAUCAAAAGUCUUUCACUGCAGCAAUGCCAGUGUAAAACUUUCUAUAAGACCAAUGGAGAAUGAUCAUCAUAUAAAAAGGCUGAAUUAACAGGAGUUGAACCCUGUGCGCUGUGAUGUAAUCGCUUUGGCUGAAAUGUUCCACACUAUGGCAUUUAGCAUACAACAUUUGGAUUGUGUUCUGUCACUACAACCAGACUGUUAAGAACUGUGUUAAAUCCAAACUAAUUACUGACAAAAGUUGGGACAUUUUUUUAAUUAUUCAGACAAGGACCAAAGGAGACGAUGCAUCUAAACAAGAGACUGAACUUUACAUUCCCAAUGGAAGCACAUUUUAAGGCCCAUAUUACUCUGUUUUAUGAUCUGUUCUAAUACAGUUUCCUCAUCUCAAACAGACCUGGAGUUGUGUUUGUGUGUUAAACUUGUGUGAAUGAAACAAAACACUGACAGCACAAGGUGGAACAGAGCAUUUUGAGCUCAGGAGAAGUUCACAGGCUAAUAAUCCAGGGUUAAUCAAACAUGUGUGAAAGAAACGAAAUACAACUCCAGGUCUGUUUUUGAGGAGGUGACACUGUUAAAGAGUCCAUGUUGUGUAAUACGGGGCCUUUAAAAGUGUCUAAAUCUUAAUAUUGUUCACUAAAGGAUUUGAACUUUGCCUUGCACUUAAUUAAUGACAAAGCCACAAGAUGUUAUUGUUAUUAUUUUUAUUAUUAUCAUCCUCAUCAUCAUCAUUAUGCUAAUUUAUUUCAGUCUUUCAAACAAACUUAAUUUUAUUUCCUGUUUUUUUCCUUUUCUGUGAUUCAAAUGUGUGCAAAUCACUUUUACAAAUACAUCAGUCUGCCCUCUAUAUUACAGUGUUGUCAGAGCACAGCUGUUAUUCCAGAUGCCCUUCCUUAACUUCUGUACUCUUUGUACUUAGGACUGGUGCAAUGUCUCCCCCUAGUGACUGGAGUGACCAAAAGGAGUGGCCUUUUUGUUUCAUUUUUAAAGUGUCAUUGAACAAAUGUGAAUGUUUGGGUUUUUGUUUUUUUUGGUGUUUUUUUUUUUUGCUUUAUUUUUAAACCUGUUGCUGACUAGUUUUCUCAAAACUAGACCAGGUCUGUAUCAGAACUAAACCAGGACUGAACCGGGACUAAACCGGGACUAAAGCGGGACUAAACCAGGUCUAAACCAGAACUAAACCAAGUCUAAAUCUGAACUAAAAGAGUGUAUGAUCUAAAUCAGUCUAAACAAACCUGGUUCAUAACAGGACUCGAUCAGGUCUAAUCUAGGUGCUAAUCCUGGACCAACCCAGGUUCUAAACAGGGUCUAAACAAAAUACUAAACCAGACCAAGGACUAAACGAGGUAUUAACCAGCUACACCUGGAGUAACAUGGGUCUAAACAAAUGUCUAAAUAAACCAUGUCCAUAAUGGGACUAAAUCAGGUCUAUAUUAGGGUCUAGGGGCUAAGAACUAAACCAAGACUUUUACCCACAUUCCAAGUCUAACGAGGUCUACAAGACGGGACCAAAUCUCCUCAAGGUCCUAACCAGGACUAAACCAACUCAUGUCCUGACCCAUAGCUGGACUAAAUCGGGUCUAUAUUGGGGUCUAAACCAUAAUUAAACUGGGACUCUUAAAUACAUUCCAAAGUGUGGGACUAAACUCGGAUUACAUUUAAAACCAGGUCUAAACCAUGUCCCCCAAACCAGGACUAAUCAAGGACUUUCUUCUCCAUUCCUAAUUUUGGGACUAAACCAGAUCCCAACCAGAACUACUGUCUCCAUUUUGAUGCUGAUGAUGUAAUUCCAAACCUUCUGUUGUGUUUUUUUUCUUUUGUGCCUUAAGUUGACUCCUUGGUUCAGAGUGUCCUGGUCUGUCCCAGGUGUGUUUCAGAGACAGUGUUUUGAAGUGUUUGAAGUGUUUUAUCUGUUGUAGAGUGUGUUCUGAUUACAGCUGCAGUUUGACUCUUUGCUCCUGCUUAAGAAUGUGACGUGUUUUCACUUUGUUCCAGUCCAAUAAACCAUCUUUACCUCCUA